Molecule: messenger RNA, 7745 nt
Organism: Conger conger (European conger)
Lineage: Eukaryota; Metazoa; Chordata; Actinopteri; Anguilliformes; Congridae
Gene: slc52a2
Product: solute carrier family 52 member 2
Exons: 3
Coding region: 3085-5988 (967 amino acids)
Biological process (GO): riboflavin transport
Cellular component (GO): plasma membrane
Molecular function (GO): riboflavin transmembrane transporter activity; 3'-5'-RNA exonuclease activity
Source: RefSeq, a predicted model, not a curated record
GCUAGAUGAAUGGUAAAUAGUCUUCAUUUAUAUAGUGCCUUUAUCCAUAGUGCUGUACAAUUAAAGCUUCUCAUUCACCCAUUUGCCCAUUCACACCAAACACGGGAUUAGGCGUCUUGCUCAGGGACACUUCGACACACCUAGUGAGGGAUCGAACCAGCAACCCUCCGACUGCCAGCCUGCUCUAACCUCCUGAGCCAAUGCCGCCCCAUACGACAUCUAUAUGUUUAAAUGUGAAAUUUUUUGGAAGAUAGGUUAGGAAGAUAAUUUAUUAGCAUUUCCUUUUAAAGGUACAAUAGGUCAUUCUUACGGUCAAGAGAGGAAUUGCAGCAACAAACACCCUCAAAACACAACACUGUUUAUCCCUCCACUUCUCUGUGAAUGUGCUGAUGGUAAAACCCCGCCCCUUGAGCUUGAGUUAUUAUACAUCUACCUAUACAAUAUUUUGGUAUGGUGUCGGUCCAUCUACCGCAUGUUUUGAAACCCGAAUGUAAGGACUAAACACAGGCACAGCUGAGCCAACAUGCCAGUGAGCUUUUUUCAAUUAUUUAUUUAAGGGAUUUAUUCUUGCAUGUUUUCAUCCCUCUUCGCUAUGGCUUCUGCCUGACAGACUUGAUUGGCAUGAACUGUCCAAUCUGCUGCUGUUGAGAACAUAAUGUCCAAUAUUUGCGUGAUAAACAGUGACUUAACACCGGGUCAUGGUGGCGACACGAUAGGUGGUUUAUUUUGUCUUUUGCACGGCACUGUGUGUCUCUGAGAAUUUAUGUUGGUAGUUAAGAGUUUUUUUGGGGGUGCAAUUUAUAAAACUCUUCUUAUUUACAUAUUCAUGUACACUUGUCAUUUGAACCAAUUACUUGUUUAUCCAUUCAUUUUAUUCAAUUGGGGACAGUUUAGACAUAAUUUAUAGGAAAUUGGUUCACUUAACGGCCCUUUUCUAAUAUCAACCUACUAUAAUUUUAUAUUUCUGUAGAGCCACCUCAUGGUUGCAUUGGGGGACAACUCUAGAGCCAGGGUAAUGAUCGAACUGUAAAAACUGCAAGUUUCAUAACUUUGGUUCGCACAUCAUAUUGUGCAUAUAGACAGAAGUUGUUGCAUUUUACAUUGCCAACCAUGUCAAAUAAUAUCUAGACUAGUGAAAUACUCCUAGCUAAAUUUGCCUUUUUAAUUUUUUAUUGGUGCAUCUCAAAAGAGUCCUGUUGAACAGGCAAUUGACUGAGUUAUGCAGUAUUUAAUGUUAACUGGAUUGUUUGAGAGAAUGUAUACAGUGGCUUCAGCAACUGUUGAGAACCCUUCCUUUUUGCAUGCUUUAUUGUCUUGUAACCAAUUAUGACACUGCAUGUCAGGACAAAAACCAAGCCACAAAGUCCAAGGAACUCUGUAUACCUCCGAGAUGAAAUUGUGGCGAGGCAUAGGUCAGGGCAAGGGUAUAACAUAAUUUCUAAAGCUUUGAGUGUUUGCCUCGAUAAUUGUGAAAUGGAAGAAGCUUGGAAUCACCAGAGUGCUGGCUCUUCUUAGAGAUGGCCAUCAGGCGAAACUGAGUAACCGGACAAGAAGGGCCUUGGUCAGGGAGGUGGCCACGAACUCAAUGGUCACUCUAACACCGCUUCGGAAGUCAUCUGCAGGGAUGAGAGAACCUGCCAGAAGGAUGACCGUCUCAGCAGCACUACGUCAAUCAGGCCUUUAUGGUAGUGGCUAGACUCUUUUAGACUUCUUUUAGAAGCCACUCUUGAGUGAAAGGCAUACGACAGCCCGCUUGGAGUUUGCUUUCACAGCUGCUCCAGACCAUCCGUACAAACUGUUCUUUGUGCUGUUCAGCUGUAUUGCAGGCAUGAGAUGCUAUCAUGGCAUUCUCCAUCUGACAUCAGCUGUGAUGUCUGAAGAGCAUAAACGUGUAGCCUACAAAAACUGGGCAGUGUAUGUAUCAGUUUGGUUGUUUAAAAGCGACAGAAAUAUGUUAAUUUGGACAAAAUUCCAACAUAAAUGUCAUUAACAGCCUACCAACAUGCGCUUAAUGUAGUGGCGAUGGCACUAGGAACAAUAACUUGCUUGACAGUUGUGAAAUAUUUGCUAAUUAUAGACAUAACCAUAAAAACCUGUGUGAGCUAUUCACAUUCAGAGCUGUGCUAUAGCACCGUUGGAAGACUUUGCGAAAGGAGCGAUACACCCUCCAUGCUUUUUUUUUUUAAUUAUUUUUUUUUUUUUUUAAAUUUUAAGGAUUUCCUUGCACGUAAGGAUGAGACCAUGCCAUUACCCCAAGCCAACCUGUCAAAGCUUGCCAAGAAAGAUAUUUUGUUUUGCUGGAUACAAAUGGGACUGAACAAAAGUUGUGGUCUUGCUUGCACUGUUAACAUUACUUCUAUGUAAUGAGACCUGAGGAUUUUACUUGCCAUUUAAAAAAAAAUUCUGCCUUUAUGUUCCCUUAUGUUUUACUGCAGUUGCAAUUACGUUAUCUGGCAUAGUUUUACUACCAUUUGGACACUUAAAUGCCGAAAUAAGAUGCACUAAGCCACCAUUUAUGGAUAAUUGAUGACAUUCACUGGGUGAAGUCAGAAAGCUUGUCUGCACACUUUUAUGGAUAUUUGUGAUUCAUAAAUAAAAGGUUAGUAUGUGUGAUUUAUGAAAUUCUUUUCAUGCUUACGGCCAUUCUAUGCACAAUUUGGUAACCGGUUGUACGGUUAAAUGUAGGAUGAAACCCACACCAAUUCUAUGCAUGAGGCCCCAAGCACUGCUCAUCACCUGGCUAAUACCAUCCCUAAGGCGAAGCAUGGCGGUGGGAGCAUCAUGCUAUGGGGGUUGCUUCUCAGCAACAGGGACAGGGAGAGUGGUCAGAAUUGAGGGAAUGGUUAAUACAGCCAAAUGCAGAGAUCCUCGAAUCAAACCUGCUCUAGAGUGUGCACAACUUCAGAAUGGGGAGACGUUUCACCAUUCAGCACGACAAUGACCCGAAGCAUACAGCCAAGAUGAUGCCUGAGUGGCUUUGGGACAAGUCUUUUGAAUGUCUCAGGACUUUCAGAUGCUUCCCAUCCAAACUGACAGCGCUUGAGAGGAUCUACCAGGAAGAACUGGAACUGCCAAAAUCCAGAAAUGGAUGAAGAGCAAGACUCCGCUUUCACAGGAGACUCAAAGCACAGUGUGCUUGAUAUUAGUGAAGAUCUGAGAGAUGACGCAUUCUUUAAAGUUGUUCAAGAUUUUUUGGGAUCACAGUCUGGAGAAGGAUCUUGCUUUGAUAUACCACCAUGCAAGAACCGGUUCCUGAUUCAAGUGGGACUAAUGAGACAGGACAACAAAGCGUCUUGGGGACAGAUUGUAAAAUGGCUUCAGAACAUUUUUCCUAUGUAUCAUUCAUCUGAUUUUCGUAGUUUAAUUGAAAGGAGCAUUGCAACAGCUUUGAGCUUGAGUGGCAAUGCAAGAGAAAAUUUCCUUGAAUCGGAUAUAAACUUUGAAUAUGUUGGUCCAAUUUGUGAUACCCUUGGAAUUGGAAGAACAGAUCUGUUAGAAAUGUCAGACUUCUCUGAUCGGGCAAAAUGCUGUGAAGUUACAAAUGGCCUGAUUCUGGAACUGAGCAGUUUUAUCUCGAGGGAACAAAUGGACGUAUUGGUAUUGGUGUCAUGGUUGAGGAAUUUCAACCCACAGUUUUGUAGCAAUGGCAACAUUCAGAAGGCUAGCAAAGUCCUUCAAACUAAACUGAAGAAAUUAAAGUUGGACUAUCCGCUGUAUCAGCGAAGCACGUCUCGGAGAAAUGGUAUGAUGGAAAAGUUUCUUCAAGCUAAAUUUGAGCUGGUUCCCAGAGUGGAGUGUGGUAAAACCAAGAAAACCAGUCGAAAGAAGAAACGCUUUCUCAAAAAAUACCGCAACCGCGAGAAGCUGACCAAACUAUUUCACAGAGGUAAUGAUGUAUUGGUGGCUACAUCAAAGACAAUUAAUCAAGAUUCACUUUCUCAAGGUAAUGGUGGGGAGAAACUAAAGGCCAAGUCUGAAAAGAAUGCAAAAAGAAAUGUUAAUAGGUUUGCUGUAAAAUCUGAACAUUUCUCUGCUGUUCAGUCCAAACCAACAAACACCAUACUUAAGGUAAAGGAAGAAUGUGAUCCUUCUACAAAUGAACAUCCUUUAGAAACACCAGAACGGACAAUAUGUUCGGUAGGAAGUCCAGAUUCCACUAAAGCUGAAGCUUUAACAUUACUUGAUGUCUCCAUGCUUUCACUUCAAAAGCUGUCAAGUGUCUAUGGUGAAAAAACGGAAGAAUCUAAACAAGUUUCCAAAGAUAUCCUCCAUAAAAAUGUUUUGUUAAUGUUGAAUGAAGAUCCUGUCAUGAAAGAGUUUAGUGAGAAGGUUAAGAAGUUUCAAAAAGUGACACCACCAUUACAUUUUCUUGACUGCAAUGCACAUUUUCUUCAUGAGAUGAGUGAUGCAGUUGAACAGCAGAUACUAGCUCUUGAACGGGAAAUCAUUUUGUCAACUGGAGAAAAGCUAGGACGUGACAACAAUCCUAAAUUCUCCAGCUUUGUUAACUUUUCAGAGAGCGCUGCUUCACGUUAUAUCCGAAUGGCCUGUGAUGUUUUGAGUCCUCGUGGUGAAACCAAGCACAGCUGUAGGAAACAGUGGCUUAAUUUUUGUCGGGCAAGAGAAAAGCCUUCUAGAUUAGCUGUCUGUCAAUCCAACCGCUUCAACAACUACUUUGAGGGGGCUGCAGGUCUGGUCCACCAUCAUCAUGACAUCACUAGUUUUUUUUCAGAUCCUGUGUUAUUCAACACCUUUGACCAACUGAAUGUCAUUCAGGAAAGUGUCAGAGAUGAUGCCAGUGAUCAGGUCAUCCAGGCCCUUGUUUGUGUUCUUGCCAUUAUCUACUGUAAAAUUCUGGGGCCUUAUUGGCAGCUUCUAAAAAGCAGUGCAGAGUAUGUGUACUUCCACAGAUAUGUACACUGCCUUUAUCAAAGCCUUGCGCAGUGGUCUGAAGAUUCUUCUCUACUCCUCUUGCCUGAAUACUCAGAGAACAAUAUGUUCCACCAGUUUCCUCUGCAAGAAAAGUAUUUUGAUGGGGUGUUUUCAUACUGUCGACCAAAUUCUGAAAACCAGUAUGCUGCUCUAAUCAGAAAGUGCCUAGAGAAAAUCAUGAAAACAAUCAAAACAGUAACUGAAGCAAAUCUGAAGGAUUUCUUACCAGGUGGUGUUUACUGCCAAGAUCCUGCACCAGAAAUAUCAGCUAAAUUGAGAAACUGCCAGUUGUCACAUUUGAUGGGGGAGUAUGCUUAUGGUCAUGCCUACCUGUACAAGUCCCAAAAGCUGGACCAUUCAGCUGCUGCUCCAAUGACCAAGUCUCUUGAGACUUCUAAAGAUGGUUCUUCACUGCCACAGAGUGGCGUUGCCACUGUGUUGGCCCAUAGUACCACUAACCCUGUACAGAUUUCAAAUGAGAAGAUUACCACACCUUCGGAAAUGGCGCCUCAUUGUCAAGGCAAAUAUACAGGAAGUGGCAUGGGUAAGUUUUUUCAAAUGCCAAGAGGGGAUGUGGAUCCAAAGGAAAAGGAAAAGCUUCUCCAGGACAUUACAACAAAGAAUUCAAUCCUAAUUGCAGUUGCUAAAAAUGGAGGACCAUGUACAAACAAGCAAGAUGUUGACCACCUAUUGGCCAAGCUGGAUGGUGCUAGUCAUGCUCAGAAGCGGGAAGCAAUUCGAUGUGAAAUCAGUUACCAAAAACUCAUUCUUGGUUCAAGAGACAAGAACCUGAAUCAAAUUGGCUUCUCUUUAGCAGACAUGAUUACCAAACUGAAAAUGGUGUUACCAGAUAAUGGCAAUGCAUGUGUUGGCACAGUGAUUGAGAGGUCAGUGUGUAAUAAGGAAGAUGAAAUGGGACAUAGCCAGCACAAUUACACACAUGAAGCUUCUUAUAAUCCAGAUCCUAAAUCUUUAAUCAAAAGAGACAUAAAUUUGGGGAAGAAGAGAAUUGUCACCUACAAAAAUUACAGGGAGAACUUUGAAUUUAAAUUCUAAAGUUAAACUUGAGUAACAUGGUAUGGUACAUACAUUAAUUUGCAUGUACAAUGUCUGAUUGAAAUGUACCUACGUGAAAGCCCUACUCGUAGGCUUUGCUAUUCAGUGCAUUCUGCACUUGUAAAUUGAAAUAGAAAAAAAUUGCAACGGAACCUGAAAAUCUAUUGGGAUGCCCUUCAGCUGUGUGUUUAUCUUUUCACUAAGUUGAUGGCAUACAUUUUAUUAUUUUUAAUGUUAGAAAUUAAUGUGGUCUGUGAAUACAUAGAGGUGGUUACGGUAUUUGAUGUUCUGAAAAGCUACUAUUAAAAUAUGGAUCUUGAACAUUUUUGGUUGAACACAAUAACCCUGUGUCCACACACUAAGUGAUUUGGUUGACCAGAAGUCCUUGAAGCCGAGUGCGGCCAGCAACAUGAGCGACAAAAGUUGGCCAAAAAGAAGUUGCCAGGUGGCAUCUUUCAACUGCAUUGCCUGGCAACAUCCAAUCGGUGAUCUGCACCUCUUAUUACUGUAACCGAUUUUGCAGACUAAGGCAUAUGUACCCUCCUCCACCAAAAUCAGUCCCAUUAACACCAGGACAUGUUCAGUUUUUACAGCACCUCAGAGCUGGCUAUCGUUAAUCUAUUCAAUUCAAAAAUGUUUUGUUUGCAUGACUUAUGUUUUAUAAGCUAGCAGUUGAUGGAGAUGGAGAGAUUGCUAGCUAGCCAGCUAGUGAGAGAUAUUUAUUUAUUGAGAGAUAAAGGUAUUGGUAGUGAGUGAGAUGGAGAUCCAGGGAGCUAACAACCACGAGUGAUGGAUAUAUUGUUGGGUAGCGAGAUGGCCAUUAUUUCUCAAUUUAAAAAUGUAGCUGCGCCAGACCACCAAGAGGAAACGAUGGUAAGCUCUUGCCCCUCCCUCUGCCUAGUACAUGUGAGCGACUGGUCAAUCAAGUCACUGAGAACACAGUGUAAACCUUUAUUAGCAAUCCUUGUUUUAUCAUGUCCAGCUGCCUAAAAGCUGAAAUCUGACAUCAUAAUUUACAUAUAUUUUGUUUUCUGAUUUGACUACCUGAAUGUCGCUUCCUGGUGCAUUAGUUGCCUGCAAUUUCUUCAUUUUACAGAUUUAAGUGUCAGCAUUUGAAGAACAUUGCAUUGGUCUGUCCACUGAUAUGGGGAAAGAGGAACACCUAUUGCAUUUCCAUCCCAUUCUGGAUAAAUCCGUCUCACCAUAGUGUUUUGGAAGUAAGGUUUCGACACAACCAAAACACAAGAAUGUUUUUAACCUGCCAACAACAAAAUGCUAUCAUUAAAGUGGCAUUUGGUUUCCCUUUAAAUGGUAAGAAAGUGGAAUUGUAUAUUAGUCUCUUAAUUACUUCUGAUGCUAUUUUGCUGGUGAAAUUUACCAAGUUAUGGUGGCGUUCCCAUUUUAACUUUUCAUUGUGGACUGUUGUAAAGUUGUCUGCUGUUGUAAAGUUGAGAAGUGUGGAUUGCAGUGGUUUCUGUGUGUUUGAUACAUUAAUGCUUCCCUAUAAAUCUAUAAAGCUGGCAUAGAUAUUAAGAUCUUCAUAUUCUUUAAUAUUUAUGAUUGACAGUAAAAAAAAAAAGUGCCUUUUUCCCCAUUUUAAAUAACUCUAUUUUCAAUUAGUUUGCAGCAUUUAAACUAUUGUAAGAAUUUUCUCAUGUUUUGGCCAGCAAACAUCUUCUGUAGUUAAUUUGUCAAAGUAUAAGAUGAUUGAGAUUUGACUGUAUUCUUUGUAGACAUGAAUAAAAAGAUUUAAAAAA